ACAGCCCGUCCUCUCCAGCAGCCCCGCGCGGCGCUUCCUGCGCAGCGAUGCCGAGAAAAAUCCGGCUGCCGACAGUUGGACUCCCCGCCUCCGGUCUCUUAGCAACAGCGCUUCCCGGAGGCUGCUGGGAAUUGUAGUUUUUCUUUUUCUGCACCGUACUGGCUUAGAACGGUUCCAAAUGGAGCCUUUCCAGCAUGCAGACUUCAAGAAGCUGUCUCCCAGGGCAGAGGAAGCUGAAGGGGCCAAAGCUGAAACAUCCCUUGUGCUGAAGCAGCCCAAGAAAGCUAAGAAAAGAAAGUCGACUCAAGAGAUUACCCCAGUCCCUCCCGCCACCCCGGGAAGUUCUUUGCCUCCAGAAUCUGCAACUGCAGAGAAAAAGUCCCAGCGUUUGCGUCCUUUAUAUCAAUACAUUAACUAUGACAACCCAGAGAUGAACAGACCAUUGGACAAGGAAUAUGACCUGCCCCAAAUGGAGGCGCCUUCUACCCAAGGAAACAAGGCAGGCACCGUAGAACUGAGACUACCUCCAUCAAUAGGACAGAAAUUACUGCAUUCUGAUCUCCGGUUCUCUGGGGCAGAAGGCAAGGAACCAAGGGGUCUACCAAGUGCCCCUUCCGUAGUGAAAACAGAGGUAGAUAAGUCUACUCAAGUGGACAUUGAUAAGAUGCUCAGCGUCUGUGCAGCUCAUUUAGUCCCACCAUUGUCACCCCAGAACAGAUAAUCGUAUCUGAUAGGAGGCCAAGCUCAAGAGAUCAACAGUGCUUUUUUUCAGAGAUGCUCCUUGAAUCCGGUCAAGAGUGUAAUUCAUUUUUUGUUCAUUACAAGCGGGUGUCAAAGUAUAAGCAUUUUGUCUUGUUUCUUGCGGUAAAAUAGAGAGAAAAAUGGGAACAGUCUAAAUAGGAGUGGAAUUGCUGCUAUCUAAAUACCAGUGCCCAACUGAAUGUUAGAAAAGACAAGAGAAAUACCGUCCGUUCCUCUCAAACCCCAGACCUUGUUGCUCCCACUGUAAAUCAAGAACUGAAAUCCGAAGCAUAAGAUAUAGCUGUGGUACCUAAAAAUAGCUUCAAAGUCACAAAAGAGAAGAAAACAAUUAAGAUUUUUUUCCCCUUAGGGAGCAGAGCAGCUGAUCUGGUACAUGGUUUUUAUCUGUUCUUAGUUUCCAUUGUAGACUAUCAUUUAAAAGAACACAACUGAGGCGUGCUUGUUAAUGCUUUAUCUUAACUUACAGGAUUAAAACCCAGUAGGAAAACAACGUAAGAAAAAUAAAAUAACAUUCAAGUAAACAAAUGUUUCAUUAAAAAGUUAAAAGUUGGUUGUUUUUCUUUUGAGUUCUGGCAAUAAAAUCUCCUCCACGGAUCUUGCAGGAUUAAAACGGGAGAAAGGCAAAGUUGACCAGAAUUUGCUUCAAUUCACUAAGCUGCUGUUUAUCUUGGAUUGUCUCCAACAAAUGCCAAGCCCUACCAGGUUAGAUUACAGUCAAGAGUAACUGGGGUAUAUUUUCAAGUCAGCUUCCCUCUCUUUUAUUGUUCGCUUCAUUAAACAGCCAAAAAUUUCUCACCAUCAAAGCUGGGCAUGGGACAUGGUUUUUGCACUGCCAAGUAAUCAACAUCGGUGAGAUUGGCUAGCAUGGAAAAAGACAGAAAAGAAUAUUG
Crotalus tigris (Tiger rattlesnake) is the source of this 1652-nucleotide messenger RNA. It is a transcript of the gene CUNH16orf86, whose product is annotated as chromosome unknown C16orf86 homolog. The transcript has 4 exons. The record is from RefSeq and is a predicted model, not a curated record. Bases 179 to 721 code for a protein of 180 amino acids. NCBI's taxonomy places the organism in Eukaryota, Metazoa, Chordata, Lepidosauria, Squamata, Viperidae.